AUGGCUGCUGCCACAGAGCAACCCAAGCCUGUGCCCGCCCAGGCGCCCCAGCCCGCACCGUCACCAGCAAAGCCCGCCAGCGACGACGCGCCCACCUCGACCGCCGCCGCAGAACAGUCGCCCGCAACCGGCAAGGAGGGCACAGAGAGCAAGGCAAAGGACGACGACGCACUCGACCUCGACGUGGGACCCGAAACUGGCAGCGUCGUCGACAUGGACGUCUUUGGACAGCUCCUCGAGAUUGACGACGACGACACGCACGAGUUCAGCAAGACACUCGCGUUCGACUACAUCAACCAGGCAGAGGCGACCUUUGUCGAGAUCGAGGAGGCCCUCUCCAAGAAAGACCUCGACGCCCUCUCGCGCAAAGGCCACUUCCUCAAAGGCUCGUCCGCCGCGCUCGGCCUCCAACGCGUCCAGCACUUGUGCGAAGCACUGCAACAUUUUGGCAAGCGCCGUGAUGCGCGCGGCGAGGGGCCCGAGGUGAGUGAGGAAGAGGCGCUGGCGAGGUGUAGGGCGUUGUUGGGGCGGCUGAAGAAGAAUCAGAAGGAGGCCAAGGAUUGGUUGGAGGGCUUUUACAAGGAGAAGGCCUGA
Rhodotorula toruloides NP11 is the source of this 594-nucleotide messenger RNA. Its product is annotated as osomolarity two-component system, phosphorelay intermediate protein YPD1. Gene Ontology annotation, biological process: phosphorylation; phosphorelay signal transduction system. Lineage: Eukaryota; Fungi; Basidiomycota; Microbotryomycetes; Sporidiobolales; Sporidiobolaceae. The record is from RefSeq and is a predicted model, not a curated record. Gene Ontology annotation, cellular component: cytoplasm; nucleus. Gene Ontology annotation, molecular function: histidine phosphotransfer kinase activity; protein histidine kinase binding. Bases 1 to 594 code for a protein of 197 amino acids. The transcript is spliced from 4 exons.